CAAUCCCAGCGGCCUUUACUCCCUUACAGGCAGAGCUUUGGGCGCCGCUGAUUGCACCAGUGACUCAUGAGGAGGUUCUUAAUGCAGUGCGAGGGAUGGGUGCACUUAAAGCUCCCGGGAAAGACGGCCUAAAUCCUUUCUUCUAUCAACGAUGUUGGAAUAUUGUCGGUUCGGCAGUUGUGGACUUCGGGCAGGCUGUGUGGCACCAGCCUUCCCGCAUCAAGGAAGUGAAUUCUACCAUUUCGGUCUUGAUACCGAAGAUUGCCAAACCUAUCCUCAUAGAGCAAUUCCGUCCCAUCAGCCUUUGUAAUGUCAGCUACAAAAUGGUCACUAAGUGCCUAGCUGAGAGACCCAAACCUCUGAUGCCAAGCCUGGUGCACGAGACACAGACAAGCUUCGUUCCUGGGAGGCAGAUUACUGAUAAUAUUUUCAUUUUGCAGGAAGUGCCAUUCGAUGCGCGCAAAGUCAGGCAGGGUGGGUUGAUGGUUCUAAAGAUCGACCUGGCCAAGGCUUAUGACCGCAUCAAAUGAAGCUUCGUUAACGACACGCUGGUUGCAACAGGGAUUCCCCAACAGUUUAUCGACGUUACGAUGAACUGUAUCUCCUCGGCAACUAUGCAGAUACCGUGGAAUGGCGGAGUCACGGAGGCAUUUACACCUUCAAGAGGGCUCCGUCAGGGCUGCCCCAUCUCGCCAUACCUUUUCACCCUGUGUAUGGAAAGGUUAGGCCAUCUGAUUUCGGCGGCAGUUGUAACAUCCCAAACCUUUUCCCGACAAGAUACUGUCCGCUUUGAGCCUCUACACCCGCACGGAUUUCAACUUGGGGUGCAAUUCAAGGUGACUUCCCAUAAGGUCACCCAUCCUUGUUGUACUCCACACUGAGCAUGUUUAACUUCGGAGUUCUCACAAGAACUCUUCCAUUACACCUCAAAACGCGUCUUGUCAGUUAAGCUCGGUUUCCUACUUAUGAACCAUGGAUCUCUCCCGUGCUUUGUCGAUGUGGGAUUUGCCUAAGGUGUUACAUACACUCCCCCUUGGGACUCAACGCCCUCGUUGAGGUUUGCCCCACCAUCGUUCAAGAGGGACGCGGGGAGGCUCUGAUACCACUUGUAACAUCCCGAACCUAAUGCACUAAUGCACCGGAUCCCAUCAGAACUCCGAAGUUAAACGUGCUUGGGCGAGAGUAGUACUAAGAUGGGUGACCUCUUGGGAAUAUGUAACACCUUAGGCAAAUCCCACAUCGACAAAGCACGAGAGAGAUCCAUGGUUCAUAAGUAGGAAACCGAGCUUAACUGACAAGACGCGUUUUGGGGUGUAAUAGAAGAGUUAUUGUGAGAACUCCGAAGUUAAACGUGCUCAGUGUGGAGUACAACAAGGAUGGGUGACCUUAUGGGAAGUCACCUUGAAUUGCACCCCAAGUCGAAAUUCAUGCGGGUGUAGAGGCCCAAAGCGGACAUUAUCUUGUCGGGAAAAGCUUCGGGAUGUUACAAUCUAUGAUGCAGGUGAGCUGGAACGACCUGCCGGAUGGGUGGGUGAGCUUAAAUAUGGAUGGAUCGGUGAUACUCACUCAAGAUAGUGCUGCGGCAGGGGGAGUGAUCAGGCGGAGUGACGGACAGAUGAUCUAGGCCUUCAUGUCGAAUCUAGGGGGAGGAUCGAUUACCCAUGCCGAGCUGGCAGGCAUCGAGCACGUUGAUAUAGGCGAACCCUUCAAUCCACACGCAUCGAAUGCUUCUGCAGUCUAUCCGACGCUUCUUGACGUUGGAUUGGGAGAUUACCAUCAAACAUGUCUUUCGGGAGGGCAACUUUGUGGCUGACUACUUGACUUCUAUGGGUCAUUCCCAACCGGUGGGCUUACAUAUUUUUGACACGCCAGACCUGUGGUUGGGGUAUUGAUUGUAUUACGAUAUUAUUGGGGUUCAAACCCCUCGUUUAGUCAAUAAUUAAGGGUUGGAGCGCCCCUUAGCGCUCCAUUUCCGACCAAAAAAAAUAUAUGUUGAUAAUGUAU
This is a messenger RNA of Linum trigynum, 2004 nucleotides long. The record is from the annotation of a GenBank genome assembly. NCBI's taxonomy places the organism in Eukaryota, Viridiplantae, Streptophyta, Magnoliopsida, Malpighiales, Linaceae.